GUAUAUGUUUUCUCACUCUAACUUAUUGCAUCAGUUCAGUAGUGCAGCUGAAAAGAACAGACCAUCUGCCAUGAGCUGCGAGAGAACCCGAUUGUGUCAGUUUCAGAAUUCCUUGCGAUAAAAAAUGGUCCAGCAGGAGGAAGUUAAUGGAGUUUCUAGCGCAAAUACCGCGAACCUGGAAUUUGCGACUCCGGAGAAGCAGCAGGCCCGUGCGUUUCUGCGCGAGCGAUUCCUACGUGUCGUUACUGGCAUUGUCGGCAAGCAAGCAGAAUUUUACUUACACGAGAAUACACGUGUGUCGGGUGAAUUCAGAGGUUGCAAUGUAGAAUCUUCCGAGAUUUUCGUAAGAAACUUGGAAACACCGAUCGGCAAGAUUCCAGAAGCCAUCCUUCGAGGUAGCGACAUUAUUCACUUAAGCAUCGACAUCGAUAUCGAUCAAUAGAAGAUGAAACAAGAUUGACACAAACGAAUAUAAAAUAAAGAAAUAAUUCUCAGGUAGUACAAGACAUCCUAACAUACUGUCCAGGAUAUAUCUCGAUAAGUGCUUCUGGGAUGUCUUAUGCUAAGCUGAAUGAGGUAUAUUUGGUUUUUAGGAGCGCCGCAUACUUAGCAUCGUGUUUAUCUCCGAAAUAAUACGCCUUAAGUGGUCAAUUAUUUCCUUAAGAUGCCUAUUUUUCAAUAUCACUUGCUAAAAAGAAACAUUUUAUUUUUUAUUUGCACUUGAUACGAUAACGACACGUGUAUAACAGUCUUGGCAUUCUCACCUCCGUAAUUUCUUUGCUCUCUUCGCAAAUAAGUCUAUAAGCUUCCGACGUUUUUUUCUCAUCGGAUUUCAUAUCCCACUCUUCCUUCAGUGGAAUCAAACUUUCUAUAUGUGUGUAUUCCAUACCUUGCAGUUGACAAUUCUCGUUACAUUUUUCGUAUAUCAGUCUUAGACGCUUAAAUAGCAUCUUCAACAUCCUCAAUUGAUCGUAGAUCUUAGUUUUCUUUUCAUUUGCAAUAUUAGUCCCUUGUGUUGUACCUGUGAAUAAGCAAUAUAUUUAUAAAGUUAAUACUUAACAGUCAAGUUCAUUAGGAAAAAGAAGGAAAAGAGAAAACUCGUAUGUUGCCAGCGUAUUGUGGAAAAGUACCAUUAGGUGGUUGCACGACUUUCAAAGUUUGGAAAAGCUCUAAAGUGCGGCUGACAAUUUCUUGCACCGUUUCUUGCCCAAAUCUACACAAACUGACGGUAUUGAAUUCCUUAGUUUGUUGCGGUUGCUGAGGUGGUGGCUGAGUAGGUGGGACUGGAGUCUGCGGUGUUGUGGCUUGAUUGCUGGCUUGACUAUUUUGUUGAACCAUCGCGGCCUGUUGUUGUUGCUGCAAUAAUUGUUGCUGCUGUAUCUGUUGUAAUUGUUGCUGCUGCAUCGCGAUGGAUGGAUGCUGUUGCUGUUGCUGCUGUGCCAAUACUUGUUGAGAGCUGGGCAUCCCCAUGGCAUUAGUUCCGACAUUACCGACACCGACCCCAACACCUACUCCCACACCAAAUUGUUGAGGAUUUACCAUGUCUGUAACAAAAAUGUCUUAUUUGAUUUCCAAAUUUCUAUUUUUGUUUCAUUUCUAAAACUUUAGCCGUUUUACAGACGUCGUAUAUAUUAGACAUCAUAGAAUAUUAGAUACUAUAGAUAUAUAUAGUCACGCACGUUGAUCUACAUAGCCCCAGUCUUUUAAACGAUUGACCAACUUAUCAUGAUCUCAUUAAAAUAUAAAUUCUUUUAUGAAUUGGAAUUAUCAAUGUCAUUUUUGUAACAAUUUGAUGGAAACUGACUUUCAAAAUAACUUGUCCAAUCUAUUUCAAUCGUGUUCUCGGUAGUUCAUAUUCUUCUAUUUAAAUUUGUAUUUGUCUCGGUAGUCCAUAUUCUUCUAAAAUUUGUAUCUGAAGUUUGUAUUGUAUCUACGUUUGUAUCUAUAGCAAUCCUCCGAGCCACUAUCCGAGCGCGAGGAAGUGAAGAAACCAUCGAAGAAAUAUCUGAAUUUGAAGAACUAUCUGAACUUGAAGAACCAUCUGUACCUGAAGAACUAUUUGAACUUGAAGAACUACCUAAACCUGAAGAACUAUCUGAAUCUGGAGAACUAUCUAAACUUGAAGUAACAUUUGAAUCUGAGCUGUCUAUUAUAUCGCCCAUGAUUUAUUAUUAUACUUUUUUCUUAAUUUUCUAAAUCUACUGAUAUUAAACUCUGACAUUAAAUAUAUGCUCAAAUAUUAAUGUCUGUCCGACAACUUAUCAGAUCUAUAACUGUCGACGUAUCAAGUAUCAAAUAAUAAUAUAUGUCAAAGGAGACAACGAGACAAGGAGACAAAGGACAAGUCGUCCCAUGUCAAUAUUUAUGAAACAAACAUCAAGGUCUCAAGUAUUUAUGUACAAGAUAGAAGACUACAUCAUUAAAAGAUGCACAAUUUUCACAUAUUACGGCUAUAAUUAGAAUAAAAUUAUUAACAGCUUACUUCCUUGUUGCGGUCCCAUUAAACUAGAAACCAUUUGUCCGCCACCAAACUGUGUACGUAAAGCGGAUUGUUGUACAUUGGGAAACCCACCCAAGAAAGGAUGUUGUUGUCCAGCCAUGUUGCUUUAUUUAAAAAUAAAGGUCAUCAAUUGAG
Molecule: messenger RNA, 2635 nt
Organism: Odontomachus brunneus
Lineage: Eukaryota; Metazoa; Arthropoda; Insecta; Hymenoptera; Formicidae
Product: gem-associated protein 7-like
Exons: 3
Coding region: 125-442 (105 amino acids)
Biological process (GO): spliceosomal snRNP assembly
Cellular component (GO): SMN-Sm protein complex
Source: RefSeq, a predicted model, not a curated record